UUGAUUAAAUAGCUUCAUGAAAGGUUACGUCUGUAUUCCUGUUCAGAUAGAUUUUGAUGGAAAAAUUCAGAUCACAAUGCUGUUGGUCUAGAAAACAGAAUGACUUUGGAAAACUUUUCAACACAACUUUUUGAAAGAGUGUCGGAAUAAUAAUGAGUGUUUUUGAUCUUAUUGUACAAAAUGGAAGUGUUCGACAGGUUCAUCUUAUGUUAGAAUGGAUUGACAUUAACAGUAAAAGUUUAUCUGAGACAUUACUAAUGGUUUGUGUGCGGAAAGUGUUCGAUCCUACUAGACGUCUAGCUCUUUUGAAAACAAUCUUAAACUUCAAACCAGAUAUAAAUCUACAAGACAAUAAAGGUCAAACAGCAUUCAUGUCAGCUUGUAUUUGUGAACAAGAAGAUACGAUUAACCUAUUUCUCAGACAGCCAUCACUAGAGGUAAAUAUAACAGACAAUGAUGGAUUUACAGGAUUUAUGUAUGCUUGCGAAACUGGAAAUAAAAAUUUGGUAAAAUUACUAGUUGACGCCCACCUAAAACGACAAAUCAGUCUCGAUUUGAGUAAAAUUAAUUGUGAUGGAAAGACAGCGUUACAAAUUGUAAAGGAAAGGCACGACUCAGGUUUAUUUGCCAUAGUGAAUGAUGCUUACGGAAACAAAAGUAAUACAAAACCUGUAUCAUGUGUUUCCGACGACAAUGACUUUCGUCUUUUUGACAAAGUUAAAAGUAAAAAACUUAAGUCAAAACAAAAUGCAGGUAGGUCUGGACAGCGCAUGAGCAUGUCAGCCAUCAGAAGAGCACUAAAAGAAGCAUAUAUGUCCGACGAAGAAGACGAUGUGGUUGAAGAAAGUCAUAGUAAAGAUAAAAAUGGAAUAACUGAUCUAGUAAAGGUUGUAAGAGAAUGUGCAACUGAUCUACGACACAUAUAUAAUGAACAGGAGAAAAGCCAAAAGGAGUCCAAAAAGGAAGUUAAAAAGAUUCAGCAGACGAGAAACCAACCAGUUCCUGAAAAUCAUGGAAGAAACGAACAAUCGAUCACUGAUAUGUUGACUACACCUGGUAAGAAGAGAAGAACACGUAAAAGGUAUAACGAUCAUUUCACUGUAGAAACUGCAAGCACCAGAAAUAGUGAUUAUAAUGACAUGACUAGUGAACAACAUACAAUAGAUACACAUAGAGCAGGAAGGAAAGAACGAACUACAAAGGUGCACUUUCAUCCAGCUCCAAAGGGUAUAAAUAUUGACAGCAUAACAGUUUCAACAAAGAGAGCAGAAGGCGAACGAAAAAUUGUGCUAUCAGAUACUAGUAACUAUGACAAAAAGUUGGCUGUAAAACCGAAACCUAAAUAUAAUCGAGAUGAUAUGUAUAGACGUGUUAAUGGGGUGCCUAGCUCAUCCUUGCCGCUUUCGGUUUCGGGGACACAAAAUAAGUAUGCCAGCAGAUUACCAAAUAGAAAAAUUUGGUCUUCUCUUGAACAAGGCAAUGUUGCUUUGCCUUCAAUAUCACGACCAUCUUCAAGGACUUUCUUACCACCCCUAAAAGAAGGUUUUCAGGCAAGGAGAGCAAAGGAAAACCCUGUAAAAAUUCACGACAAGGGUAUGUGGAAAAUCAUGCAAGGUUAUAAGUAAAACUGCAAAAUGUAAUGCUCAUUAACAUGGUGACAAUAAGGAAAUAGUUAUACAAAUUCUGUGAAUUUCUAUGGGGGAUUUAAUUGUUGCAUGAAAUGGUCAAGUAAGCUCAACUAAAACAAACCUGUAUUAUAUGGGGGAUACGUUUAUAUUGACAAUUUUAUAGUAUUAAAAUUAUUUUAUCGUUUUUAAUUUA
Messenger RNA from Mytilus trossulus (common blue mussel), 1821 nucleotides. RefSeq lists its product as uncharacterized. Gene Ontology annotation, molecular function: protein binding. Lineage: Eukaryota; Metazoa; Mollusca; Bivalvia; Mytilida; Mytilidae. Bases 153 to 1625 code for a protein of 490 amino acids. The record is from RefSeq and is a predicted model, not a curated record. The transcript is spliced from 3 exons.